CUCUCACAACACAACACGAACGCAUUGCCCUACACUACACGUCCGCCACAGCUAUAUUCACCAUGCCCGAGAAGCGGAUUGAGCAAUGGGAGAUCGACCGUUACUGGGAGAUCUUCUCAUCGCUCUCGAAUGGCUCGUCACAUUUGGACGGCACCCAGGCUGCCUCCGUGCUCAAGAACUCACAGCUGCCGGAGAAUAAACUGGAGAGAAUAUGGGACUUAGCAGACGUCGACAAUGACGGCCGCCUGGACUUUGAGGAAUUCUGCGUUGCGAUGCGCCUGAUAUAUGAUAUCAUGAACGGAGAGUACCUGGACGUGCCACAGACACUACCGGACUGGUUGGUGCCAGAGAGCAAGGCCCAUCUUGUACAGGCAACGCGCGCUGUCAGUGGCGGAGGGGAGAGAUGGGAGCGGCCUGAUUACGACGACGAGGGCAACGAAGGCUUGAAAGAUGGAUUCGAUUGGUAUAUGCCACCGAAUGAACGCACCAAAUAUGAAGAGAUAUACACAUCAAGCAGGGACACGCGAACGGGUCUGAUACGAUUUGAGGCGCUUGCUGAGCUAUAUGAAAGUCUGGAUGUUCCAGACACGGAUGUCAGAAGUGCAUGGAACUUGGUCAAUCCGAAGAGCGAGGAAGGCAUCAACAAAGACGCUUGCUUAGCAUUUCUGCAUAUUCUCAAUAAUCGACACGAAGGUUAUAGAAUACCGCGAUCUGUUCCUCCUUCACUACGAGCCACCUUCGAACAAGGACGAAUAGAAUACAACAUCGAUCGUGUGCAGUCCGCAGCUGAUCGGUGGGGAACGAAUAAGCGGGACGACACGUUGACGGGCAAGAAAGCCAAGUUUGGAGACACAUAUUUGUCACGCUUAGGUGUAGGAGAGCGGAAACCAAAGGGCACCGAUUUUGGCAACACACCGAAAGACGCGGACUGGGAGGAAGUGCGGCUGAAGAAGCAGCUCAAGGAGAUCGAGGAAAAGAUGGCCAAAGUCGAAGAAGCGGCAGAAAAGAAGCGAUCGCGAGGUGGAAGACGAGAAGAUUCAAAGCCUGCGCUCGUGAAGCGGGAGCUGGAGCAGCUACUGGAUUACAAGAGACGAGAAUUGCGCGACCUCGAGAACGGCGAAGGCAAAGCGAAGAGCGGACAGAGCCUGAAGUCUUUCAACGAUGAGAUCGCAAUGGUUAAGGAACAGAUCGAUGGACUAGAGGCGCAUCUUCGCAAAAGAGAGCAGGUGUUGCAAGACCUGAAAUCUCAGAUCGAGGCGGAGCGAGCAGGCGCACGAUAGACAUGCGAUGCAUGUCAGCCGAAGAAAUCGUAACAUUGUGUACAGAUUAUACCCAUCCCUAUCGGAUAUAGUGCAAUGAAGCUAUUGACAGUGGAACUCCGGCUUGUUGCCACGACAAACCACGACAAAUCUUCAUUCCGAGAGGCUGGGACAUCUUCACGCAAUCAUCCCACUGUCUCUUGGCUGGGGAACACGGAACAAGUCCGAAGAACAACCACUAGUCACCGAUGCAGCGGCUAGGAGAGUCGGGAUGUUUUGACAUGACUCGGGUGCGCGAUACUCUGUUGCUCAAAUGUGCAGUCUAGAGAUCAUGCACUAUUGACGCGAAACAUAAGAAAGCCAUCGGAUCCGAGGAAUGUACGCGCAUAGCGCCGUGGUAUGCACGCGAGGAACAUCUGGCGAGUAAUCACCUCUCAUCUUUGCAUCUUCAAGCAUUCGCUCCCGUCUGUCUCUGUUUUCACCCCUCUCUGCCUACGCGCCGGGUUCUUUCGAGA
This is a messenger RNA of Cercospora beticola, 1774 nucleotides long. RefSeq names its product End3p (gene END3). Gene Ontology annotation, biological process: actin filament organization; endocytosis; endosomal transport. Gene Ontology annotation, cellular component: cytoplasm; plasma membrane. NCBI's taxonomy places the organism in Eukaryota, Fungi, Ascomycota, Dothideomycetes, Mycosphaerellales, Mycosphaerellaceae. Gene Ontology annotation, molecular function: calcium ion binding; protein binding. The record is from RefSeq and is a predicted model, not a curated record.